AUGUCAAUAAAAAAUCUUCAUCGACUUCUUUUAUGUGUAUCAAAUUGUCUUAUAUUUUUUGCCUGUUUGCAUGAUUUGUUUAUUGUCAAAUAUCGUUCUGAUAUACAUUUAAUAUCUCGUUGGAUAUUAUUAUUGAUAUUAAUAUUCUAUAUAAUACUUUUUUUUUUAACACGUUUAUUACCAAAUUUAUUUUCUAAUAUAUUUAUAUUUUUAACAUCAUUUCUUUUAUCAUUAUGUUUAUCAUUAUCAACAUUUACAUUAAUAACAAAUACAAUAGCAUCAACAACAAACUUUGUUUUAUUUAAUUUUUUAUUAAUUCUAUCAAUAAUAUGUUCAUUUAUAUCAAACUUAAUACGUUUAUUAAAUAAUACCACAUUUUAUUUUAUACAUUAUAAUGAAUUAGCUGAAUUAAUUGGUUUUAGUUGUGGUUUAUAUAUAACAUCACAAUCAAUAUCACUUUAUUAUUUAAUAUUAUCAUUAUUUCUCUUAAUAAUAACAUUACGUUUACGUGCAUUUCAUGCAUUUAUACUUUUGUUAUUUACUUUAAGUUAUUUUUAUCAUUAUUAUACACCAUACUCUUAUAUAGCAUGUUUUUGUUUUCUUGUACGUUUAAUUGGAAGACCAACCAUUGAACUUUAUUUUAUUUCUUUAACAUCACUUGAACGUUGGAUUUUAUUAUUACAUUUAUCAAGUUCAUAUCGAACAUUAUUUCAACGUUUUAUAAUAUUGCUUUAUUGUAUACUACCAUUUCAUGAUAUUUAUAUUAUUGGACAAACAGUACGUUUGCAUGAUGAAUGGUUUAUUAUUGUACCAGUAUUUAUAAUAAGUGUAGGAAUAUGGUUUCUAUUUCGUUUGUUAACAUGUAGUUUACUUUGGAUGUUAUCAAAUAAAUUAAUUGAUUGUUAUUUAACUAUGAUUCAACCAAACAGUGAUGAUGAAUAUCAUAAAAUAUCAUUCACUAAAUUAAUGGCAUCAAGAGGUAUGCGAUAUUUUGGUCUUAUUGCUUGGCCAAUUCUUGUAUGUUCAACAUUAUUAACAUGUUUCAUUGGUAUAUUACACUAUGACACAUGUACAGCUUAUUCUCUUGCAUUAUUACUUUUAACAAUGCAUUUUGAAUGUUUGAUUUUGGCACUGGUGAAACAGAUUACAUCGAUUGUUGGUGGAUCAUGUAUUGCUUAUGCAUUAGUUGCACCAGCAUUUGAUAGAAAUGUUCAAAUUCUUUCUCAACAAGAAGCUUAUGAUAGUAGUCAACGCUGUACAAAUAUACUCAAUGGUCUUGAACGUUUUAUGGCUAAUAAUUUAAUUGAUAUAUUUGGUUGUGAUUAUUCAUCAUCUGGUAUAACCAUGAGUUUUAUUGAUACAAAAUUAAAAACAUUUUUUGCACGUCGUACUAAUGAUGGUCGACAUUAUGAUACAUAUUUUUUUUACUUUUCCGGCCCAACAUGUGAUAAUGGUGAUAUAAUUUUAUCUGAUAAUCAAAAAAUAACCUUGAAUCUUCUUUUUCAAUGGUGGUGUGAAAAUGAAUCUUCAUUAACAUCAAGACUUAUUCUCGUGUUUGAUACAUUUAAUUCACAUAAAUGGUUAAAACAAAUACGUUGUCAAACAUUUAAUAAUUCAUGUAAACCAAGUGUUUUUGUUAUUUUACAAACAUUUAAUCGACAAAAGAAAAUACCAAAAUUAAUUGAAUUAGGUCAAGCAUAUUUAGGUAUAUUUACAGAAAUAUGGCUUAAAUUAAAUAUGGCUGAUGAAACAUCAAAAACAAGUCAUGAUUCGAAUGCAUCAUGGCGUGCAAAUCAUCUUGAACCAAAAUGUUCAUUUUCAUAUUAUUAUCCUGAAUUUAAUUUUCGUCAACCAUCAAAUGCUGAUGUUGAUAUUUAUUUAAAUGAACAUUCAUUUUUAAAACGACUUCAUUUUAUUUAUCAUCUUUUAACAUACAUUCCAUCAUUGUUUAUUUAUCCAUUUUUAUACAUGUUUAAUUGUAUAAAACGAUGGCGAUUUCAUUUAUUAGCACCGCGCGUUAUUGAUACUUAUCAUGGUUUUAAAUUAUUUGUUCGGUGA
Messenger RNA from Rotaria sp. Silwood2, 2058 nucleotides. NCBI's taxonomy places the organism in Eukaryota, Metazoa, Rotifera, Eurotatoria, Philodinida, Philodinidae. The record is from the annotation of a GenBank genome assembly.